Messenger RNA from Zalophus californianus (California sea lion), 3290 nucleotides. It is a transcript of the gene PRR29, whose product is annotated as proline rich 29. The transcript has 5 exons. Lineage: Eukaryota; Metazoa; Chordata; Mammalia; Carnivora; Otariidae. The coding region runs from base 2151 to 2810 and encodes 219 amino acids. The record is from RefSeq and is a predicted model, not a curated record.
GGCCUCCCCAACAUAGCCAGUCAGUCAUGUAACUACCUCCUUCCCAUUAGUGUCUCCUUAGGACCUGGGCCCAAGAGAAAGGCCUGCUGUCGGGUUGUCCGUCUCUGCUCGGCACUUCCCAUCUGUACCAAGAAGAAACACUGAAAUUUCCACCCAAGUUCUUUUCUUUUCUCUCCGUUCCCAUGUGAGGAGGAGAGGAAGGAGCUCAUUUUUUGUGGGUUUUUUUUUUUUUUUUUUUUUUUUAAUGACUGCACACUCUUUCUUUGAGUGACUUGCCUUCAGUUACACAACCAUUCCCUUAUUAGAGGACCCUGGGUAUGUUCAAUUUUCAACCCUUAAAAAUAACACUGUGAUGAACAUACUUGAGGAGAAAUCGUUUGCGGUGUUUAGUUUAUUCCCAGAAAUAGAUUUACCGAGGCAACAGGGAGGACUUUUAAUAUAUAUCGCUGUGGGACACCCAGAAACAAACGAAAACCCCGGUAAAACAAAAAAACAAAGAUGCGAACCAGAGUCCUCACAGAGGAGACAACAUGAAAAGGAAAUAGGUGGAGUGUUCAGUGCCUCAAAGAAAAUAAUAGUGGGCCAGGCAAGUGGCCGGAAAGUCACCUCCUCCACUGUGGGACUAACGUUAGAUCUUCUAUAAGCAAAAGAGCUCCGGCAGAUAAGCGCGUGUGGUUUUUCCAUUCUUCAAAGGGCAAAUGCUUUAGUUUCCUUCGACAAGGAACUCUGCUUGCACACAGAAGCCAGGCAGUUUUUACCUCGGCCCUGUCUUCCCAAACACAUGUGGGCUCAACAUGCGGUCUUAUAUCUGAGGUAGUGAAGUAAUCACCAAUCCCUGUCUGUUUUUCACAGCCGCCUCCAACCUGCUCUGGGCUGUUUUUAUUUUUAUUUUUUUAAGAUUUUCUUUUUUGGGGGGGGGGGAGAGCGUGCACAAGCCGGGGGAGGGGCAGCGGGAGAAGGAGAAGCCCACUCCCUGCCACUGCCACCACGGAUCCCAGGACCCUGGGAUCAUGACCUGAGCCGAAGGCAGACGCUUAACAACUGAGCCACCCAGGCGCCCCUGGUUUUGCCCCUCUUACUGCAUUGAGGAUGCAGACAGAAAGACGCACCUCUGUGCUAAUCCCACUCCCCCCCAGGGCCUGUCACCGCAUUGCCCGAUGUCAGCUUGUUGAUGGCCACUGAAGCUAUAAGACUCACAGCUAAUGCUCAGCCCACGGGCCCCCUCCCAGGGACUAAGGCACAAAAGAGGUGGUGGGAAUGGUCUUUGUGGUUCUAGAUACCGGGACUGCCAGGAAGAGGAGCUGAACAGAAGUAGAGGGUGGGGGAAGGGGCAACUCACAGGUGCUAAUCCCAGUUUCCUGUCUGGAUUUUCCUUGACUGCUGCUCAGGGCCUAUCUUAGGAUGGUCACAGCUGCCGAAAUAGAUCUCUUCCCUCACCUGUUCUGAUGCAAGGAAGACCUUGAUAACUUCCUGUCAAAAGAAUGCCUGCUUUGGUGAUUUUUCCCGGCUGUGGGACAAUAAUGGGGGCCCUGGUGCUGAUCUCCCCAGGCCUCUCCACCUCUGCAAAGCGGCAGCCGGGAAUGAGGGAGCCAACGGCCAUGAGGGGGGCGUCAAGGGGCCAGCCACCUGUUUCUGGCCAGGGCCCAGACUUUUCUGUGAACUGUCCUUGGUCUGCUCCAGAAAACACUCCUGGCCCAAAGGACAUCCCUCUGAUUCAGAAUGACAGAGAACAUACCUUCUGCCCUCCUCACUCACCUGCCUUUGCCCGCCAAGUCCGCUCCUACAGAAUGUUCUAUUCCUGCUUAACUCAUCACCCUAGCCAAGUCUGGGGCCUGAAAACCAAGUGUUUGCUUUGGGGCUGGUCUCCCCAGCUCCUCACUCAUUCACUCAACAAACAUGAGCCGCCCCCCGCCCCAGGGCUUGGUCCCGGAGGUGCGCAAGGGUGGAAGGUACAGCGAGGAGCAAGACGCGAUGCCUGGCCUGGGAGCUGGAGGUGGAUAUCUGGCAGAGCGACCCGCCUCCUGGGGAAGGGAGUCCUCGCAGCAGAGCAAGCCCGGAGCACCGGAGGCGGGGAGGGACCUGCGCAUGCGUGGGAGGAGACUUUGGCGUCGCCCACGUCGCCUAGGUAACCCCGACCCGCAGGAGCCCGCAUGGCCUCCGGCCCUGGAGGGAGCUGUGGUCAGCCCCAACCGCAGAGUGCAGCCCGGACGCCCUGGGUGACCGUCCUGCAGCCUGUCACAUGGGCCGUCCCACCGCCGCCCCCGCAGCGGGGCCGAGUGAAGGAAGACCUGCUGGAACUGAUGUUGCUGCAGAACGCGCAGAUGCACCAGCUGCUGCUGAGUGGCCUGGUGGCAGCAGCGCUCCACCCGGGGCCAGCCUCUUGCCACCCGCAGAAGAACCAUAACCGUGCCCCCACCCCCACCCCCCAGUGCCACAGGCACUGUGGGUGCGGAUGUACCCCCGGCUUCAGGGAUGCAGGAGGGAGCCAAGAUACGGGUACUGUCUCUCCCCAGACUACUAUGAUGCCGAGAGCCUACCGUGAGGACAGACACCAGCCCUGGGACCCUGCCAGCUUCACCGCAGAGCUGGAAAGAGCCCUGGAGCCCCUAGGUGCCCCUCUAGUGCCUACGACUCUGCACCCAUGCCUGACAGCCCUCCCCCAUUCCCUCAACCACAGCCAGGCCCUCUCCUGGGUGAAUCAAAACCUUCUUCACCACAUGGAGACCUUGAACUGGCCUCAUCUCUGCCCUGGAGCACAGACCCCUCUAAACAUCAUCCAGGGCUGGGAAGCCGCCGGUGGGGGGGCCUAGGGGUCUAGAGCCCUCCCUCGCUCGACCUCCUCCACUCACCCCUGUAUGGGAGGGCCAGUGCGGUGGGGUCUUGGUGGCCUAAUGACAGAGCAGGAGGUGAGGGGAGGACUGCUUUUGUUGUCCAAGGCUCUCUGAAGGCCUAAAGUGAUGGGAGAGAGGCCUGGCUCAGAGGGUCCUGGAGCUGAGCCAGUUCCCUUGGGCCCCACCCUUGCCCAAGGAAGCUGGCUCUUUUGGCAGAAAGAAGUCAGAGCCAUGUCCUGCUUGGGAGUGGCCUGAGGUCCCCGAGCGCCAAGUAGGAACAGAACGUCUCUCUGCUCUCCUGGGCCAGGGCGUGUCUCCCCCAUGUCCCUGUCCCUUGGGAGAAAUUAGUCACUCAGGGCUCCAUGAGGAGGGGUGUCUGGUGCCUGGGCUGGUCAGCAUGGGGGCACCCCAGGGCCUGGGCUUGUCAGCACGGGGGCGCCCCAGGGCCUGGGCUGGCUG